Messenger RNA from Medicago truncatula (barrel medic), 3572 nucleotides. Its product is annotated as lysine-specific demethylase JMJ25. Gene Ontology annotation, biological process: regulation of transcription by RNA polymerase II. Bases 96 to 3230 code for a protein of 1044 amino acids. Lineage: Eukaryota; Viridiplantae; Streptophyta; Magnoliopsida; Fabales; Fabaceae. Gene Ontology annotation, molecular function: transcription coregulator activity; chromatin DNA binding; histone H3K9 demethylase activity. Gene Ontology annotation, cellular component: histone deacetylase complex; chromatin. The record is from RefSeq and is a predicted model, not a curated record. The transcript has 13 exons.
GAAACCAAAUUACAAGUCCCCUCGGCUCUGCUCUAGUCUCUCGGCGUGUGCAGUGCGGCAUAGAUAGUUAGGGCUCACCUGCAUUUGAAAUUUCAAUGGCUGAGGAAGAGAACAAUGACAUAGUCACGUAUAUAGUGAAAAUCAAAGUCAUACUCACCGUCCCGGACCCAGAUGAACCCAUUCCUGAUCAUGAUCAUCGAGAAACACAACCCACUGCCAAUGUUGGCGCGGAAAUGGUACCGUUGGAGGAUGGUGAUGUGGCACAAGCUAUCGGUGUUGGAGCUGAAACGGCGUCGUUGAAGGACGAUGAACGUGAUGACGUGGUGGAAGUAGCUGAAGAAUCUGUUCCUGAUCGAGGAAAACAAGACAUGGAUGUUGGACCCAAAACGGUGGUGUUGUUGUCGACGGACGAUGAUGGUUCUGUUGAAGCUGAUAGCAUGGCAGCUAAGGAUUCUGAUGAAAACAAUGCUGCACAAGAGGGUGAAGAAAAUGUCAUGAAAGAGAAGAAGAGAGCUGGUAGAAAAAGAAGAAAGACAGUUUAUAGUUUGGAAGAGGGUGAGGAAAAUGAACUUGUCAGCGAAAACAAUUGGGAAGGUGCUGACGUGGAAGAAGGAGGUUUUUCUUCUGGUUGUGUGAGAAAGAGGGAAAGGCCUAGGAAGAUUAAAUCGUUGAAGGAAGAUUACAUUUCAGAUUUGGAGGAGGAUGUGAAGAAGAGGUGGAAACGUGGUAGGAAGAAGAAGGUCAUAAUCGAGGUUUCUGAUGAGAAUGAUGAAGCUGAACGAGAGGAGGAGAAUGCAAAGACAGAGAAGAAGAAACCUGGUAGAAAAAGUAAGGUAAGUUAUAGUUCUGAAGAAAAUGACGAAGAUGAACAAGAGGGAGAUAAUGGUAAAAAAGUUAAGAUUGAUGAGAAUGAACUGAUCAGUGAAAAGAAUUUGGAAAGUAAUGUUUUAUCUGAUGAUAAUAAAGGUUAUUCUUUAAGGACCUUUAAAAAAGUGAAAGCUAAAAGCAUUGAACAGCUGAAGCAAAAAAUUAACAAACGGAAUCCUAAGUGGAUUGCAGAGGAGUCCUUAAUGUGCCAUCAAUGUCAGAGAAAUGACAAGGGCAGGGUUGUCAGAUGCACAAAAUGCAAACGGAAAAGAUUUUGCAUACCUUGUUUAAACAAUUGGUAUCCUCACUUGAAAGAGGAGGAAGUUGCCGAGGCAUGUCCGGUGUGCUGUGGUAAUUGCAAUUGCAAAGCAUGCUUGCGAUCAUGUGCACUUAUCAAAGAAAUUAAAACGAAGACAGAAACCAACAACAACCAUGAGUUCGAGCUCUCCAAGUAUAUGGUGAAAGAACUUCUUCCAUAUUUAAGACGAUUGGAUGAAGAACAAAUGGUCGAGAAGGAGAUAGAAGCAAAGAGACAAGGGCUCUCACAUUCUAAGCUAAAAGUAAAAGUCGCAGAUUACCCUAAAAAUAAGCGUGUGUACUGUGACAACUGCAAAACAUCAAUAUUUGACUACCACAGAAGCUGUACAGAAUGCUCUUUUAACAUUUGUCUUCUUUGUUGUUGUGAGCUUCGUUGUGGGAAGCUUCUAGGUGGUACAGAUCCAAUUGAGUUUGAGUUUAUCUUCCGAGGCCGUGAUUAUCUUCAUGGUGGAAAAGAAGAGAGGGUAAAAAAAAAUAAACCUCAUUCUGCUGCCCAGCCUGAGAUUUGUGAGUGGUCAAGAUUCGGGUGGCAUGCAGAUAGUGAUGGUAGCAUUCCCUGUCCAAAAGCCGAUGAUGAUUGUGGUCAUGGUUUCCUCGAACUGAGAAGCAUACUUCCACCAAAUUGCAUCUCUGAGUUAGUAUGUAAAGCGAAAGAACUCGAAGAAACAGUUAGGCUUCAAGAUGCAGAGGAGACAUUUGAUAGUACGUGUUCUUGUUUGAAGCCUGUUAGGAAUGCAACUGAUAUACACAAUAACACAAGGAAGGCAGCUUCCCGUGAAGAUUCCAGUGACAACUUCUUGUAUUCCCCCAGAGCUUUAAAUCUACUACGUCAUGAGGAUUUAAGACAUUUUCAAUGGCACUGGAGCAAAGGGGAGCCUGUAAUUAUCAGCAAUGUACUUGAAUGUACAACUGGUUUAAGCUGGGAACCGCUUGUCAUGUGGCGUGCAUUCCGUCAGAUAAGAAAUACCCAGCACAAAACACUUUUGGAUGUGGAGGCAAUUGAUUGCUUAGAUUGGUGUGAGGGAAAUAUUAAUGUGCACCAAUUCUUUACUGGGUACACAAAUGGUCGCCCAGAUUGGCUUAAUUGGCCUCAGGUUUUGAAAUUGAAAGAUUGGCCUCCUUCUAAUUUAUUUAGGGAAAGUUUGCCUCGUCAUUGUGCUGAGUUCAUAUCUUCCUUGCCGUAUAAAGAAUAUACAGAUCCUUUCAAAGGCAUUCUUAACCUUGCUGUGAAGUUGCCUGAAAAUGUUCUAAAGCCAGACAUGGGCCCAAAAACAUAUAUUGCUUAUGGAUUUGCUCAGGAGCUUGGACGUGGUGAUUCUGUGACUAAGCUCCACUGUAAUAUGUCUGAUGCAGUAAAUGUGUUGACUCAUAUUGCUGAAGUGAAAUUGAAAUCUGAGGGCAUUGCUGCCAUUGAGAAACUGACACAAAAGCACCUUGAGCAAGACAAGAGGGAGCUACAUGGUGAUAAUCAAGAUGGAGAGACCAACGUUGACAUGUUUGAUAAUUCAUCUUCUUCCAUAAAUGUUUCAGACGAGCAAAAUAGUGUUCGAGUUAUGGAAAAUGGGGGUGAUUCUUUAGAUGGUGCUCUUUGGGAUAUUUUUCGGAGAGAGGAUGUACCUGAAUUGGAGGAAUAUUUAAAGAAGCAUUUCAAAGAGUUCAGGCAUGUCCAUUGCUCUCCUUUAAAGCAGGUUAUUCAUCCCAUCCAUGACCAGACCUUUUAUCUGACUCGAGAGCAUAAGAGGAAACUUAAGGAGGAGUAUGGAAUCGAGCCUUGGACUUUUAUUCAGAAGCUAGGAGAUGCUGUUUUCAUUCCUGCCGGUUGUCCUCACCAAGUCAGAAAUCUAAAGUCAUGCAUCAAGGUCGGACUUGAUUUUGUCUCACCUGAAAAUGUUGGCGAGUGCUUCCGUUUGACUGAGGAAUUCCGUAAGCUUCCGAUAAACCACAGAUCCACCAAGGACAGCUUGGAGGUGAAGAAAAUGACUAUAUAUGCUAUGCUUGAUGUGGUUAACAAAUUGGAGAAAACAAAGGUUUGGAGAAACCAAUGAUCCAGUGUAAACAUAUGUUAGAAAUCCAACUGGGAAUGUACAUUUUUUUAGUUAGUUGAUUACGUUCGGUAAUCUCAUGUUCUUUUUAGCAACUGUAGGAAUGGUUCCAUAUUGUAUUUUAUCUGGCGCACCUUGAUUUGGGACAUCUGAAACAUUAUUUACCGACUUGUUUUGUAAUGCUGUGUAUUUAAGUGUCCCUAACUCGUAUACCUAGAUGCUAGUUCAUGCUCACAUCAAAUUCUUGGUUUGAUUCAAGUUUACCGGCAGAUGCGAUUAAUUUCCGAAUGCAUGAUGAUGAGAUUCUAUGUUGCCCUUAAAUUUAAUGCAGCAUGUUUUGCAAAA